AAUUUAUUGUAUAGAAAUAUGGAAAAUACUCUGGAAAUUGAAGAGCAAGUGCAGGCACACUUAAAUGAAAUUUAUAAGAGUUUUAGCAAGAGGUACGCUGAAAAAUUUGUUCCUGCUAACUGAAAGGUUUUGUACAAAACUAUUUCUGACGAAAAAGUAAAGCAUUUACAAACAGAUUUCUCAAGAGCAAAUUCUGUAACUAUGGAACCUCCUGGAGGGAAGAAGGAUGCUGAAAAGAUUAAUAAACUUGGUAGUUCUCUGAGGGAGAUUAGGGCUUUGAUGAUUAAUAGCAAAUCCAACAUAUUUGUCGAGAGGCUUAAAAUUAAUUGGGCAUACUCUCUUCUAUCUAAAACUACAGGAAUGAUAAAAAUAGUUCAUUUCAAAAUUCUGGCUAAAUGCUUGCAGAGAUUACUUUUUGCAUCAAGAAGAGUAGAAGAAGUUUGACUACAUUAUUGAGAUAUCUUUACUGGUGGUUUCGAUUUAAUCAAAAACUCUCAAGCGAUUAACUUUGAAAUAAAAUAGAAUCGAAAUAUUUUUAUGAGAUGAGCAUGAGAGACCAAAAUAAGUACUUUUGAGAGUUUGAGAUUUUAUAUGAUUUAAUUUCAAAAUCUUCUCUGAAAGAGUCACUCAAAGAAAUUGAGGUUAAUCAUUGAGAGUUUUUCGAAAGUACCUCGGAUAAAAUGACUCAGAAAUAUAAUCUUCAAAAUAUAAAAGUGAGAAUUUCCUCAAUAUCACCAAAUUUUGGAUUUCAAGAGGCUUCAAAGCCAUCUAAAAUCUCAAAGACAAAGAAGAAAGGUAAAUACCAAAAGGCUAAAAAGUCGAGAUGAAUAGUUCAAUAAAUUGUUUCA
Messenger RNA from Moneuplotes crassus, 848 nucleotides. The record is from the annotation of a GenBank genome assembly. NCBI's taxonomy places the organism in Eukaryota, Ciliophora, Spirotrichea, Euplotida, Euplotidae.